Molecule: messenger RNA, 1804 nt
Organism: Vespa velutina
Lineage: Eukaryota; Metazoa; Arthropoda; Insecta; Hymenoptera; Vespidae
Gene: Tfb4
Product: general transcription factor IIH subunit 3
Exons: 7
Coding region: 170-1069 (299 amino acids)
Biological process (GO): nucleotide-excision repair; regulation of DNA-templated transcription
Cellular component (GO): transcription factor TFIIH holo complex; transcription factor TFIIH core complex
Source: RefSeq, a predicted model, not a curated record
UAAGGUUAAGGUUAUCAAAUAUUUGGUAUUAUGCUUCUGCAUUCUCCAAUCUGAUUUGGCGAUUUAUAUACGUUAGAAUCAAGCUAAGAGAUAUGGAUAGAAAUACGUGAAAUAUUAUUACGUUUUUGAAAAAUAAUUUUUAAAUAUAAAUAAAUAAUAGUAUCAAAAUAUGUCCGGUGAAAAAACCAGUGAAAAAAUUGAUAAAGAAAAGAAUUUAUUAAUUGUCGUAUUAGAUGUUAAUCCAUUGCAGAGAAUUGUUAAAGAAGAAACCAAAAUAUUGACACAAUGUUUAGAUUCAACAAUUGUAUUUGCCAAUGCACACUUAAUGCAAGCGUCAAACAAUCAAUUAGCAGUAAUGGCUUGUCAUGGACAUGGAGCAACGUUUUUAUAUCCUUCUGAGAAAACCAAUGAUAUACGUCAAAUCGAUGGACAAUAUGAAAAAUUUACAGAGGUAGAACGUACUGUCAGACAACAGAUACAACUGUUUGUAAAUCAAAUACCGUUAGAUGCUUCAUUGAAUGGUGAAAGUCUUAUUUCUGGAGCACUUUCCAUGGCAUUAUGUUAUAUUUCAAGAAUAUCUCAGGAUAAAGAGGGAGAUGAGAAAUUUUAUUCAAGAAUACUUGUGAUCACCGCUAGUAAUGACUCUACUAUGCAAUAUAUGAAUUAUAUGAAUAUAUUUUUUACUGCACAAAAGAUGAAUGUUAUACUGGAUGUAUGUAGCUUGGAUCAAGAAUUAACAUUGCUACAACAAGGCUGUGAUAUAACUGGAGGAAAUUAUUUGAAAGUACCACAGUUGAAUGGAUUGUUGCAGUAUUUAUUAUGGGUCUUUUUACCAGAUUCUAGUGUUAGAUCAAAAUUAGUAUUACCACCACCGGUAGAAGUUGAUUAUCGUGCUGCGUGCUUUUGUCAUCAAGAACUUGUAGACAUUGGUUAUGUAUGCUCUGUUUGUUUAUCAAUUUUCUGUAAAUUUAGUCCAAUUUGUACCACGUGCCAUACAGUAUUCAAGAUGCCAGGACCAAUACCAAUGAAAAUGAAAAAAAAGAAAAAGAAUAUAGAUAUCACACAUUGAUAUUAUUUUACGAAAUAUAAAUAAAUCAUUCUUACUUGCACAUUGGAUAUAAUGCCAAUGCCGAGGGAAUCAUCACUAACAAGCUAUUUGUGUAGCAUAAUAUAAUUAAACAUAUGCAUAUUCUAUAUAUAAAAUAUAAUAUUCUAAAACAAAAAAAAGAACAUACGAAGCAAGACAUAAGCUCAGUUUGAUUGGUAAUAAGGCCCAUGGACGACGAUAAUAGAAACAAGUUGUUCUUAUAUAUUCUGCCACAAUUGGUAUCAUAAUCAUUGUUGGAGCCACAGUUAAUGUUCUGGUAAAAAAACAUUCAGAAGCUGCUUUAAUUGCAGCAACUUUUGAAUUCAUGAAAGGUUCUUCAUGAAUGACCCAUACAGGAAUUCCAUUUAUAAUCUCUUUUUGUCGUAUGACAGCAAAAUUAAUCAUAUUUCCAAUGGUCAAUCCUCCCAAUGGAAUAAGUCGCUAUAUUUAAAUAAUUAUACCAUUGACUUUCUUGCAAAAGAAAAAUAUAAAUGAUAAUUCACUGAACUAACUGCGAAUAAUGGUCCUCUGCAAUAAAACAUUUGUUUUAAUCCAUAAACAACCAUGCUGCUAGCCGCAGCGCUACAUAAAAAAGCUUCCUCUGCUACGAUAUUAUUUUUAGAUUCAUCUAACUCAUUGGUUGUUAUACUUCUAUUUGUAUAAUUAACGAUAGUAGUAAAUGCUUGAUUAAUUACUUGCAAGCCUAGAAGAGCAACC